AUGGCGCUGGCCCUGUUGGAGGACUGGUGUAGGAUUCUGAGUGUGGAUGAUCAGAAAUCACUGAUGGUUAUGGGGAUCCCAGUGGACUGCAGUGAGGAUGAGAUUCAGGAGGUCCUGCAGGAGACUUUAAAGCCUUUGGGCAGGUAUAGACUCCUUGGCAAAAUAUUCCGGAAGCAGGAAAAUGCCAACGCGGUGCUGUUAGAGUUGCUUGAGGACCCUGAGGUCUCUGUGAUUCCCAGCGAGGUUCAGGGCAAGGGAGGUGUCUGGAAAGUCAUCUUCAAGACCCCUAACCAGGACACGGAAUUUCUGGAAAGACUGAACCUCUUUCUAGAAAAAGAGGGACAGACAGUCUCAGGAAUGUUCCGGGCACUUGGGCACCAGGGGUUGUCUCCAGCAGCCGUGCCCUGCAUCUCACCAGAGUUACUGGCCCAUGUGUUGGGACAGGUGGUAGCACAUGCCCCUCAGCCUCUGCUCCCCAUGAGGUACCGGAAGCUGAGAGUGUUCUCAGGGAGCGCCAUGCCUGCCCCCGAGGAAGAGCCCUUUGAAGUCUGGUUGGAACAGGCCACUGAGAUAGUCAAAGAGUGGCCGGUAGCAGAGGCAGAAAAGAAGAGAUGGUUGAUGGAAAGCCUUCGCGGGCCAGCCCUGGACCUCAUGCACAUAGUCCAGGCAGACAAUCCAUCCAUCAGCGUGGAGGAGUGUUUGGAAGCAUUUAAGCAAGUGUUUGGGAACCUGGAGAGCCGCCGGACCUCCCAGGUGAAGUACCUGAAAACCUAUCAAGAGGAAGGAGAGAAAGUCUCAGCCUAUGUGUUACGGUUAGAAACCCUGCUGCGGAGAGCGGUGGAGAAGCGGGCGAUCCCCAGGAACAUCGCUGAUCAAAUCCGCCUGGAGCAGGUCAUGGCCGGGGCAAGCCUCAGUGAGGUACUCUGGUGUCGACUUAGGGAGCUGAAAGACCAGGGCCGGCCUCCCAGCUUCCUGCAGUUAAUGAAGGUCAUCCGGGAAGAAGAGGAGGAAGAGGCCGCUUUCGAAAAUGAGAAUACUGAAGAGCCGGAGGGAGGGGAUGGCUAUGGCCACUGGGGUAACGAGGCCAAUGACUAA
Messenger RNA from Budorcas taxicolor (takin), 1095 nucleotides. It is a transcript of the gene PNMA2, whose product is annotated as PNMA family member 2. Lineage: Eukaryota; Metazoa; Chordata; Mammalia; Artiodactyla; Bovidae. The record is from RefSeq and is a predicted model, not a curated record. The transcript has a single exon. The coding region runs from base 1 to 1095 and encodes 364 amino acids.